AUGUCAACUCUACUCAAAGCCCAUUCGUGCAACCCGCUUGUGCAACCUGAGGCGAUCAGCAUCCGCACUUAUCUGCAGGCUCAAUUUGAGAGACAAGAUGGACUGCUUGGUUUUGAUUCCGGACUGCUUACCGAUGCGGAUGACACAGCGAAGACCAUUCUGUCACUGAAUCUACUUGGAUUCCCUGCUAGCCCGAAGCAAAUGCUUGAAGAAUUUGAAACGGCGGACCAUUUCCGAACCUACAAGUAUGAGAAGCACGCGUCGUUUAGCGCCAAGUGCAAUGUUCUCGACGCCCUCCUUCAUUGCAACAACCCCGAAGACUACCUUGAGCAAAUCAUCAAGGCGUCAUGGUUCUUGUGUCGCCAGUUUAACCUGGGCAAUAUCCGUGACAAAUGGAACCUCUCGGAAGGGUAUUCCAAGAUGUUGCUGUCUCAGGCCUUCAUCAAAUUGCUACAACGCUGGGACAGUGGUCAGCUAAAGGAGUUGCCACUGGAGUUGAUCUCUGAACAGAUUCCCAUCGUACUCUUCCAGAUCGGAAUGGAGACUUUGCAAAUGCAGCAAUUGGACGGCUCUUGGAGCUUCAAUGGCACGUUCAGAGAGAUAACAGCCUAUGCGGUCCUGACGCUGAAAACUCUCUCCUCGGUCCCAUGGCUUGCACAUUUCCACACUCAAAUCGAGAAAGCAAUCAGACGCGGCUCGGCAUACUUGGUGCUUAACUAUGAUCAGUGGGGUAACGACGAGUGCAUAUGGGUUGCAAAGGUCACGUAUGCGCUGCCGUUCCUUGCCAGAGCUUAUAACAUUGCGGCUCUUUCCGCUGGUCCACCUUGCAGUUGGGGUCCCAAGGUGAAAGCCCUGGUCGCUAUCUCGGUUGACCGAGUCAAGGAGAUGGCUGGGUUCUUUUCGAGCUUACCUAUGUUCCGCAAAGACGAAGCCUGGAUGCUCGAAGGGGAUUUGGUGCUAGGGUCUAUGUACCACCCUCGGCUUCUACGAAUGGGCUCUAGCGUCUUUGCGCAAGAUGAAAAGGCUGAUAACAGGUACCUCGAGUACAUACCGUUCACGUGGAUUGCAAUGAAUCGGAAGAACCACCGCCCGCUAUCUAACACGACGCUCUGGGAGACGAUGAUGGUUUCUUUGCUCGUCUAUCAGCUCGAUGAGUAUAUGGAAAUCGUGUUUCGAGAACAUCGAGACCCCAGGAUCAUGGAGCAAGUUCGGCAAAUCGUCCGGCUUCUGUGCGGGUUCGACACCAAGGGUGAUGGGAACGUGAAGAGGACAAGUGACCAUCAGCUGAACUACUUUGACUGCUCAUCUAUCCCGAGAAUGGAGGAAAUUGAUGGCAGUUCCAGCGAUGGCGCGUCACCGAGUCUGGCACUGGAGCAAGCAACAGCCACGUUGCGUGGUUUCACGUCGUACAUCCUCCAGCACUCAGCCGUCGUUAAAUCACCCGACCACAUUCGCAGAGAGCUUCACGGUGAGCUUGCUCGUUGUAUGCUUGCACACAUCGAUCACGAAGAGAACAGCCUCCAUUUCGCAGCCCAACGGGCAAAGCAACCCCUUAGCAACGACGGAGAACCAAAGAUCGUCCCUUACAAGCCCAUCGAAGGGACGUACUACUCCUGGGUACAAACCAUAUCUGCCAACGAUACACAGUCCCCAGUCAUCUUUCUACUAUUUUUAUGCCUCGCGGCGGGCGAUGGUCAGCCAUUCUUUGUCGGCGCGCGUCAGCAUUAUCUAGCCAGCGCCCUCAGCAGGCAUCUUGCCAGCUUGUGUCGACUGUACAAUGACUACGGGUCGACUGCGCGAGAUCUGGAAGAAGGGAACCUCAAUAGCCUGAACUUCCCCGAGUUUCAUGAGACCGGUCAUGCGAGGAAGAAUCCAAGCAAUGAGAAUGGAGUGCACUAUGGUAUCGAUGAUGAGAAGGCCAUGAAGGCUGAUCUCUUCUUCAUCGCGGAAUACGAACCGAGCUCGCGGUCACAUAUUACCUUCUUACCGAAUGAGGGUGGUAUUGCGGGCUCGCAGUCACUAUGGACCCGUCACUAUCGCAGACCCGCGAUCCGUGUCAUUAACGAUGAUUACGAGCUGCGCUCGCAGGAAGGUAUCAUGCGCAAGAGUGUACAUAAUUGA
Anthostomella pinea is the source of this 2121-nucleotide messenger RNA. NCBI's taxonomy places the organism in Eukaryota, Fungi, Ascomycota, Sordariomycetes, Xylariales, Xylariaceae. The record is from the annotation of a GenBank genome assembly.